Oryza sativa Japonica Group (Japanese rice) is the source of this 3062-nucleotide messenger RNA. RefSeq names its product ubiquitin carboxyl-terminal hydrolase 2. Gene Ontology annotation, biological process: protein deubiquitination. Gene Ontology annotation, cellular component: nucleus; cytosol. The record is from RefSeq and is a predicted model, not a curated record. Lineage: Eukaryota; Viridiplantae; Streptophyta; Magnoliopsida; Poales; Poaceae. Gene Ontology annotation, molecular function: cysteine-type deubiquitinase activity.
UUUAGCCCAAUAUACACCCACCCGAGCGCCGCCGUCCCCGACCAGCGACGCCGCCUUCGCCGCUCUCCCCCCCUCCUCUCCUCCUCCAACUUCUCGCCGUCGUCGUCGCCGUCGCCGUCGCGGACGCCUCACCCCGCGGCGCUAGUCGACUCCGGGUCCUCCUCGCUUCUUCCGGGUUUGAAUUGGGGUUUAAGACGCGAUGGAAGAGGGGAAGAGGGCAAGGGCGGCGGAUACUGCCGGGAGCCCGUGGAAAUCCCCGCGCCUGGAGCCGCCGGCUGCGUCGGCGUCGGCGGCGGCGGACGAUUCUGAGUGGUUCCAGGCGAUGUUGCUGGAGGCCAGCGGCACCGGCGUUGAGCGGUGCGAGCACUUCAUGUCUGACCAGGAUCACGUCGAUUACAUCGUGUCGGGGCUCAGGUUCUCCGAGGACGUCCCGGUGUGCGGUGAUUACACCUGCGACGUCACCGCGGCGAACGAUAUCAUGGUGUGCUUGGAAUGCGAGUUGCGCCUCUGCGCCAACCACGCCUGUAUCCACGCCAUGCACGAAGAAGAGCAUUCGAUUGCUUUGUACUAUGAGAGAUUGAAUCGGGUGUACUGCUUCAAGUGUGAAGAAGCCUAUGACAUCGGUGUUAAGGAUGAUGAUGGGGGGAUGACUGACAACAAUGGGGUGCCGCGCGAAGAGAGCCCAGCGAAAUCAGCGUUAAGGAUGAUGAUGGGGGAAAGCCUACGACAGAGGUCACAUGUGUCUGGGUUAGCUGAUGGGCAUGCCCAUGCUAUCAAAGGGAUACUGAAUCUUGGAAACACCUGCUACUUGAAUUCAUUGGUGCAGUGCCUCCUUGUGCUUGGAAAGCUGCGGGCAAGGAUGUUAGGACCGGACACUCCACUGGGGACCCUUGGUACAAUACUGUACGAUCUUUUUGAUCAGACAUACGGUGUGAACAAUACAGGAGGCCUGCUGGACAUGACUUGGCUCUUGGCUUAUGUACGCAAGUCGGACUCACGGUUCAUAGGAGCUUUUAUGCAAGAUAACCAUGAAUUGCUUUGCUGUUUGCGAAAAAAAUUGGAUGAGGAGGACAGGGGGACAAAUCCUCCUAACAUGCAAGAUGAUGCAGUGACUCCUACAGUUACUGAUUCCAUUUUUGGUGGUCAGCUGUCUUCUCACAUAUCGUGUAAAUGUUGCUCAUUUAGUUCAGUUUCACAUGUUGCAUUCCAUGAUCUCUCGGUGCCCCUUCCACCAACUCAAUCCAAAAGUAUUGCAUCUCCACCGAGGACUAAAGGAUAUAAAUCUCAACAGAAGAUCCAUGCUGAACUAGAAGUUGACAAGCGUAACCCAGAAAAGAUUCAUACUAUUGCUGAAGACAGUGAUUCUCAAAGUCCUUCAGAAUUGGAAGAUGUGGUAUUGGUGAAAACUUCUGAGCCUUUGAAAGUUGAUUCUACUAAAGUUGAACAGAUCUUUCAUAGCAAGGAUGCUGUAUGUCGCCCUUUGCAGACUCAGAAGGAUAAGGUCCAAGGGGAGACUGUUGAUUUCCUUCCUCAAAACAUGUUACCUGAUGUCAAAGUUGAGGAAAUGGAUUUGACAAAAACAGAUGCCCAUGUUCCAGAAGAUAUAGGGCCUUCACUAAGGAAAGAGAAUGCAUGGAUAGAAUCAGGAAGUGAUGUAGGGAAAAAUGUCAGUGCUGUUCUUGAUGAUGUGUUCAGUGAGCCAGAAGUUAGUUCAGAAGCCAAGACUGACACUUUCUCAGUAGAAGUUAGGAAAAGUCGGAGUAGUGACAUUUCUUGCGAUAACGCGCAGGGUAUCAACUCUCUUGCAUCAAUAGACAAGUAUUUGGAAUUGCAUUUUGAAGCAGAGAUGGUAGAAUGGACUUGUGAGAGUUGCUCCAAGGUUGCUCAGAAGCCAGGCAUCAAUCUAGGUAAAUACAGUAAUCCUAUGAUGUCAAGUACCAAUGAGGACAUAACAGUUGAUGGAGACCAGAGUGAACUGUCAGAGAAGAUAACAUGCCGAAGCGAGCAAUCCAACGGAAGACCUGAAUGCCAUGAAGGUGUUCAAGAAGCUGAACCUAGUUGCAUUCCAGCUGAGAAACAGGCCAACCUGUUGAGCGGCCAGGAUCAAAAUGCCAGCAUACUAAGUGAGGAAAGGGGGGAGCAAGUAAAGCUUCAUCAUGGUGCACACCAAGUGGAAGAAAACCAAAAUGAGCAGAAAGAUUGGAAUAAAGGUGGAAUUAAAAAACAUUUUAUUAGCAAGCUGCCACCUGUAUUAGUCAUUCAUCUGAUGAGAUCUUUGUUGGGACCUCAUAAGGUGAUAGGACAUGUGAGAUUUAAGGAGAUCCUUGAUAUGGGUCUGUUUAUGGACCCCAGUUCAGAAGACAAAGAUAAUCUCAGCUAUCGUCUAGUUGGUGUUGUUGAGCACCGCGGCCUUGGCAACGAUGCAGGGCACUUCCUUGCUUAUGUGAGAGCAAGUCCUCGGCAGGAGACCAGUGGCUCCUCCUCAUGGUUUCGUGCAAGUGAUGACAGCAUCAGAGAAGUCUCUUUAGAAGAAGUUCUCAAGUGCGAGGCUUAUCUUCUUUUCUAUGAGAGGAUGGAAAACUGAGAUGUCCAGAAUUCAACUAAUCAGAAUAGCAAUCACAAAGGAAGCAGGUGUGCCAGAUUGUCAAGCGUUCUUUGGACGACCAAGAAUCCAAUUCUAAUCAGGUUAAUUUGGCUGAGUCAUUUCAGGGCUUCAAUUUGAUCGCGACAUGGGCAUGCUAAGGGAUUUCAGUUGUUCUUGACCAUCUGAUCUGCUUACAUGCAUGCAUAUCCAUCCUUUUUAUGUUAUGAAUGCGUUAGGAUUCCAUUUGAAAACAGAAAUUAGUAUAGUUGGACAUAUAGCGUUAGAGAAUUGAACAAGGUUACUAUAUAGGCACAGGUAACAGUUACACCCCUGGUACAGUUUUUGUGGAUGUUGCUGUUAUUUGCAAUUACUUUACAGUACUAUAGAGAAAUGGAACAUUUACUUUGAAAUUUGCCUCAAUAUUUUUGUGAUGGCAAGAUACAUCAUAUGCAAGAUGAUACAAACUUGAACCUUGAAA